AUGGGGCUUUUCAACGACGUUGACAUUGAGCGAGACUUUCCGGACCAUAAGGUCAAGUCUAUGGUGAGGCGUUCCGAGUGGGCAGUUCAGCAGCAUCAAGGCUUCUUUCCUGGCAAUUCUCUUCCGAACCAUCACCAGUACCCAACCCAAGAGUACAAUACUAUUGACUCUUACAGCCCAACUUACUAUGUUGACGAGCAAACUUCAGCCAACACUUCCUACAGCACUCCCAGGCCUCAGAUUUAG
Fusarium oxysporum Fo47 is the source of this 246-nucleotide messenger RNA. RefSeq lists its product as uncharacterized. The coding region runs from base 1 to 246 and encodes 81 amino acids. The record is from RefSeq and is a predicted model, not a curated record. The transcript is spliced from 2 exons. NCBI's taxonomy places the organism in Eukaryota, Fungi, Ascomycota, Sordariomycetes, Hypocreales, Nectriaceae.